This is a messenger RNA of Aedes aegypti (yellow fever mosquito), 1543 nucleotides long. RefSeq names its product odorant receptor 49b (gene Or15). The transcript is spliced from 6 exons. The record is from RefSeq and is a predicted model, not a curated record. Gene Ontology annotation, molecular function: olfactory receptor activity; odorant binding. Lineage: Eukaryota; Metazoa; Arthropoda; Insecta; Diptera; Culicidae. Gene Ontology annotation, cellular component: plasma membrane. Gene Ontology annotation, biological process: detection of chemical stimulus involved in sensory perception of smell; sensory perception of smell. The coding region runs from base 253 to 1425 and encodes 390 amino acids.
ACAAGUCGAACGUAGUUCGUUCUUUAAACAAUAUCGAUUAUAAAAGCAUGACUGUCAUACUAUUUCCAAGUAAACGAUUUUGUAGAAGAUUCAAACCAUUUCAUGACAACUUUGAUAAUUGCAUGGUUUACGGAUAUCCGAAACGCCCAUUCCGUUACCAGUCCAUAAUUUCGUGAAUCGGUAAUCACCUUCAAAUCUUGAAUAAAAACUCAUCAGCAUGGGAUCCUUACGUAGAGUGUUCUCCCUGCCAAAAUGAAGUACUUUGAGCUGACUGAGCCGGAAGCCGCUAUGCCGUUGGCUCUUCGCUUGCUGGAGACCUAUGGAUUACGCGGAGGAAAGCGGAAGUUUUUGCAGUUUCAAGUGACGAUUCUGUGGGAACUGCUGAUGAUAGUGAUUCCCAAGAUUGUCUUCGGUUAUCGCAGUCAGGAUUUGGUGAUAAGGGGCCUGUCGGAGCUACUGUUUCAGUUGCACAUCAUGAUUCGGAUUUCCAUAUUUGCGUGGCACCGAUUCAAAUACGAAAGUUUGAUUGACAUAAUCCGGAAAGUUUACAGAAAAACGUUUUCCACUGGAGGAGAUCCGACCUCGAAAUCCAUCAUCUUAAAAUUCAACCAAAUGAUCAACAAGCAAUCCAAAGGGUACUUUCUGUAUAUUAUGGGAUGUGUCAGCUUGUUUUCUGUGGCUCCGGUGGUUCAAAGUGUAAUAAUUUUCAUGGCAAAUCAAAGUCGAAAUGGAACCGAGAAAGCCGAAUAUGUUACGAUGAUGGAACAAGAAUUCUACGGUUUGGAUAUUCGAGGAAACUUUGGACACUACGCUAUUUACGUUGCCCUGGCAGGAUUAGCGCAUUACUACUCAGCGUCGUUUUUUGCUGUGACCGGUGUGAUAAUUAUAUGUGGAGUCCGCUGCACGAUUUUAACUUUCAAAUUGAUAAACGUGCGACUCAGCAAGCUGCACGAACUUCCGAAGCAAGAUAUUCGCGAUGAACUUAGAGAAAUUAUCGACCUUCAUGUGGAUGCUUUGAGGUGCAUCCAGCUUUUGGAACAAAUCGCUAAUUUGGCUAUGGUUAUUCAGAUCAUCGACUGCGUUCUGAUUUGGAUUUCUAUGAUUUUGUAUAUGAGAAAUAAUCUGGGUGUUGACGCCAUUAGUCUAAUGGUGCUUUUCGUGGCACUUACCGGAGAGACCUAUGCCCUAUGUGAUCUUCUGACUCAGCUCACCAGUGAGAGUUUAGCAGUGACACGAGCCAUUAUUGACUGCCAGUGGUACAGCUUGCCAUUGGAUGUUCAGAAAUCGUUGUCGUUUGUUUUAUUCAGAGCCCAACGCAAAGAAGGUAUCACAGCAGCAAAGUUUUUCUUCAUGGACAUUGAACGCUUCGGAAGUGUGGCUCAAACUUCAUAUUCAAUCUACGUUGUACUAAAGGAUCAGUUGUAACGUUUUUUUUUAUCCUAGGAAGAAAUUUACUUCUGACCAAUCAUUUGGAUAAAAUUGACAAAAUAUUUUAUGCAUACGUUCGAUUUGAAAUUAGAUUAAAAACUAUUUUUUGUUACUA